CCGGGCCGCGUGGCGCGUGUGCCGCGGGGCGCAACGAUGGAGCUAACAUGCGUUGCUACUAACGUACACGCUCUCAACAUUCUGUGGCUGAGAACCAUACCCGGGAACAAGACGCCCAUGAUGCUCACCAUCAACGCCGACCGCAUCAUUGACGACGACAGGGUAGCCGUACAGGUGACGGGCGACGGUCGACGCCGCCAGGUGGUGCUCAUCAUCAAGGACGUUGAACAUUCCGAUGCUGGCAAGUACACGUGUCAGGUUGCUACGCGACCUCCGCUCUCUGUUGACGUCACAGUCAUCAUAUUCGAUCGUCCCAAGCAAGAUGGCGGCGGCCCCGGUCGCGGCAUCACGGACGCAUCCGGUCCGCCGACCAAUCAGCGACCGCGGAUUGUGGAGAUCAGCAGCAAUGCGGAAGUGCCAGCUGGCGCCACUGUCGAGAUGAGCUGCGUCGUCCUGAACGACGAGCGUGGCAACCUUCUCUGGCGCUUCGCCCGACCCGGUCAACGACGAGCGACAAUGCUGACGGCAGGUGGCGCUAUCGUCGCCGACAACUCUCGCAUCAGCGUGCGCAUGAGCGGCAGCAUUAGCAGACGCGUCGUGAGGCUGCGCAUCCGUGACGUAGGUCCGGAGGAUGCGGGAACGUACACGUGCGAGGUACCCACUCAGCCUCCCGUCAGAGAGGACGUCAGCAUCACCGUGGUCGGAGAUCGCUCGAGAACACUGCCACCAGGUGGCAUUGGCAGCACACCACCAGGCAACUCCGGCACCAUCCCGCCGAAUAGAGGUGAAACCAUCCCACCAGGUGGCGUCACUCCGCCUAGCCACACACGGGCGCCACCGGGUGACGUUGUGCCAUUCAUCUCUGAGAUCACUAGAGAUUCGAUGGUGCCCGCAGGGGUCACCUUGGAGCUCACCUGCAUAGCCUCCAACGUCGGCAACAUGAACGUAAUAUGGACGUACCAGCGCCCUGGCGGAGAACUCAUCCUACUGACGUCAGAUGGCGCUGUCGUCGACGACAACGAUCGUCUGAGCGUGCAGCUAUCGGGGGACGCCAGACGUCGCAUCGUCAGACUGAGGAUCGCUAACCUGGGCAGGGAGGACCAGGGAAACUACGCGUGUGAGGUUCCCGCGCGGGAACCCAUCGUUGUCACCAUCACGAUCACCGUUAGGGGAGUGCGUCCAAGAAUACCGGGAGACUCCGUAACGUUGGUCGUUCCGCCGACCAUCAAGAGGGAGCCACCGUCGAUUCAGGACGUCAUUCCGUCCGGUCCCCAUGUCGACGGGCCGACGAUCUUGGAGGUCAGCCAAGAUUCGGACGUUCCGGCCGGAGCGACCCUGGAGCUGACCUGCGUAGCGGCCAACGUCGGAAACCGCAACGUCGUCUGGAAGCUGACGAAACCCGGUCGACAGUCGACGCUGCUGACGACAGGUGGCGCUGUGCUCGCGCACAACGAUCGUCUGAGCGUGACGGUGAUGUUGCAGGGUGGACGGCGGGUCGUCAGGCUGCGUGUGGCGGACGUACGGCGCGAAGAUUCGGGAGUGUACACGUGCGAGGUGCCGGGGUCGCCACGCAGCGUAGCCGUAGAUAUCCUCAUCACCGUGUUCGAAGGUGAGGGUGGACGGCGGGUCGUCAGGCUGCGUGUGGCGCACGUACGGCGCGAAGAUUCGGGAGUGUACACGUGCGAGGUGCCGGGGUCGCCACGCAGCGUAGCCGUAGAUAUCCUCAUCACCGUGUUCGAAGUACGGGGCACCACUCCUCCGACGUCCGUCACCGACUUCGUCCCGCCCAUGGUCACCAAGGUACCGCGCGUCGGCGGCGACGCCGUGUUACAAUUCGUCAGCACGACGCUGCCGACGACGACGCCGAUCAGCGGAGACGACGACGACCGUCCGGCGGCCAUCUUGGAGGUCAGCCGUGAUGCCGACGUUCCCGCUGGGGCGACGCUUGAGCUGAGAUGUGCGGUGAACAACGUCGGCGAAGCUACCGUUUUAUGGAAGCAUGCCGCCGCCGGACGCAGACCGCGCGUGCUGACCUCUGGUGGCACGCUGGUCGCCAACAACCGACGUCUGAGCGUGCUCGUUUCCGGCGGCAGAGAACGCCGCGUGGUGGCGCUGCGCAUCAGAAACAUCGGCCGUGGCGACGCCGGCACGUACACGUGCGAGGUCGGCAGCCGACCGCCGGUCAUCGCCGACGUCUACAUCACCGUCUACGGAAUUUAG
Molecule: messenger RNA, 2220 nt
Organism: Priapulus caudatus
Lineage: Eukaryota; Metazoa; Priapulida; Priapulimorpha; Priapulimorphida; Priapulidae
Exons: 13
Coding region: 37-2220 (727 amino acids)
Biological process (GO): synapse organization
Cellular component (GO): neuron projection membrane
Source: RefSeq, a predicted model, not a curated record